Phytophthora nicotianae INRA-310 is the source of this 1955-nucleotide messenger RNA. RefSeq lists its product as hypothetical. The record is from RefSeq and is a predicted model, not a curated record. Gene Ontology annotation, molecular function: protein binding; metal ion binding. The transcript has a single exon. The coding region runs from base 65 to 1834 and encodes 589 amino acids. NCBI's taxonomy places the organism in Eukaryota, Oomycota, Peronosporomycetes, Peronosporales, Peronosporaceae.
UUUCUUCACUUGACCUCGGUCAAGUAUUUUUAUCGUCAUACCACUCGAUUGCUUGAGACUCGCAAUGGCAGCUCGUACUCGUCGUCCACGAGGCCUGUCAGCGAACCACGUGAAUGAGGAGGAGCGACUGCAGACCAUCAUGAACGACAAGUCCACCUUGUCUUCUGUACGUCUUCUAGGCAAGGAGAACUGGGUCAAGAUGGAGGAGCGUCCCAACUGCUUCUACUGCGCGCGCAAGUUCCGUCCGUUUUCGAUCAAACGUCAUUGUCGCUCUUGUGGCGAGAUCGUGUGCUCCAACUGCUACAGACGACGACGAGUGCGUGUGACCCCGACAUUGGAAGUCACGGUGCGUCUGUGCUUCGACUGCAUCGACAAGGCCAUGCUGCUAGCUGAGAGCGAGAACAUCAACGCCAGUGCUCCAGUCAUGGAACAGUCUGAAUCAAACGAAGAAGAAGAAGAAACACAAGAAAUCGCCCUUGAAACGUGCAAACCGGAAGGGAAAAAGACACAUCGAGACAGUUUACAGACAACCAGUACCAGCACAUCAUUCUGCAGUCGGUUCUCCGAUUUCUCGGGUUGUGAUAACUGGAGCGACGCAGAUAGUGACGCGAGUGAUACCAGCAGUCUUGGAGGCAGCGGCGGACCCACGAUCCCUGCUAGUCAAAGGGGAAGUCGCCGAGGACAGCCAAUUAUCCCCGCUACAGACAUGAUUGAGUUUCUUCCGGAGCACGAACAGUUCGAGAUCUACGAAGCUCGCAGACACGAAAUACUCACGCAGUUCAAAGUACUAGAUACAGAGCCAGAGAAAGAGUACGAUGCUGUAUGUGAACUCGUUCGACAAGUUCUCGAAUGCAACGUAGCUGCAGUGGCAUUUAUGGAUCAGACGCGUCAAUGGUACAAGGCUCGUUACGGUAUCGCACAGGCGGAGUUACCUCGAGAAAUCGCCUUCUGUUCUCAAUUGCUGCAGACUCCGCUGCCUACGAUCGUCAUGGACGCGACCAAGGACCCUCGAUUUAACCAGAAUCCUUUGGUUACAGGCUCUGCUAACAUCCGCUUCUACGCUACGACGCCGAUCUGUGACCCCAGCACGGGGAUCGUCAUCGGUUCGGUGUUUGUCAUGGACCCAAAGCCGAAGCAGAAGUUGCCACUUCGAUCGAUGGAAGUACUCUCUUACGCGUCUUCAGCAGCUGAAAAACUGCUGAUAGGCGAAGGCUCUGUGCCUGUCCCGCCUGCAAUGAAGCAGAAGCGUCACAAGCGCCGGGAAUCGAUGCCUUCUUUCCCAGAGAUUCGUGCUGCUUCGCUUCAGAGUGUUCCGGAGGAGAUUGAGGACGGAGACUUCCGGAUUACGCAGCCUCGUUCCAACGCUUCCAGUGUGUCAUCGAACGGCAGUGUACGCAGUAGUAAGCGAGGCAGUUUGCGUCGUUCAGGACCGAAGACUCCGUCCUCGGCUCCGAACUCACAACCGCGGUAUCAACUUCUGGAUCCAAACGUCAAGCUGACAUCGUCCAAGGCUUCCAACACGACCAACUCGAAGCUCUGCAUCACUGAUCUGGUGUCUGCAGAGCCUGGAAACAUCGCAGUUGCUCAACAAGCAGCCCCCGCUCAGCUUCAGAGUCUUGACUCGUCCUGCAUCGAGCUCUUCCACCGCAUCACAUCCACCCAGCAGCUCCUGGCUCAGCAACACGAUACGCUGUUGGCGACGUUGACUCAACACUCGUCGCGAAUCAGCUCCAUUGAGCAGACGGUUGACCGGAUUGAAGGCAUCUUGUCCGCGCAGAGAACACAAAGUAUGCCACAGCUUGUCGACUCCAGGCGGCGUCCUGUGGACAUGUAAUUAGUAUUUUGUCGUUGAUGACUCUCUGAUCCCCAUAGGAGGAGCGUGUACAGUGUAGAAUAGUGCGUACGUCGGGUCUUGAGGCGCUUGAACACAAUAUAUUCGUUUCUCUCAAAACUCC